AUGAGUAUCCGCGACAAAGCCCACAAGGACAAGUGUGGCAUUCAGAACGAAUUGCAGCUCUCUGAAGCCCUGUGUCGCAGGGCGCUGUCCUGUGAUCUUUUGCAGCUCUGCACUUUUGCCAACAUGGACAUGUGGCACAGGCAUUUGCUUUCCAAGCUGUCGGAACAGCCGCCUCCUUAUUAUGCCAAGGUUUCGAUGGAGCAGCUGCUCAGGUGCGACAAGGCGGCGUGGGUUCGCAUGAGUGAGCUCUUGACCUCUUUAAAGAAGGACGAUGCAGGAAACCUUCCGAUGGAUGCCGCCUUGGACAAGCUUCAAUAUGAUCCAAAAAUCAUGAUGCAUCUGGCUCCACUCCCUGGGGCUAAGUGGACAGGCGAUGGAAAAGGUGACAAGGGCACCAAGCGUGAUGCCGACGGCAAGGCGAAAUUGCCUCACCGUCCCAAUAAAGGUGCUGGCAAAGGGAAGUGUCCUGAGGCGUUGGCCGACUCGCGCUUGAAGCACAACUGUAGCAAGACUAAGAAGCGUCUGUGCUGGAAUUUCAACAUGCAGGCUGGAUGCAAGUUUGCGAAGGCCGGUGAGAGCUGCAAACGAGGCUUGCAUAUUUGUAUGUUCUGCGAGCAACCCCAUUCCCUUCUUCAGUGUCCGACUUACAAAGCCGAUUCUUUGCUUGAUGAAGUGCUAAGCCCUUCGGCCCCGCCUCAUGCGGCAAACCAUGUUUGCAUGCCGGCACAGAUCGACCCGGUUGGCCCGGUGGAACGUCCCAAGCCAGCCUCGUCAGUGCUUGAUCGAAUUCCUAGUGUUGUGAUCGAUGAGCGAGUUUUUCCCUUGCCCGCUGAGCGGCAAGUGCAUGCCUCUUUGCAUCCGGCAGAGCAAUUUGCUCAAAACGUUCUGUCGUCUGGUGAACCUGUGACAGCAACUUGUAUUGAGCGCCCUUUUAGUUUGUUGCCUUCCAAGGUGGACGAACGCUUCGGUUCGAUUUCUGGUAAAUCCUUUGUAGCGGGUGUUUUCCGGCAUGGGGGCGUCGUUGGCCUCACGAACACCUGCCGCUCCUUCCCCCAAUCAGUCAGUUUGGCCAUCGCCUGGGCCAUGACACAAGGCGAGCCCGAACUUUCUGAUUUCACUUUUUGCUCCAUUGCUUUGAACCUCAACGUUAAGACUGAAGUUCACCGGGAUGUGAACAACGAUGAUGCUGACAACCUAGUGCUGCCGGUCACCACCUUUUCAGGUGGGCACAUUUGGGUUCAAUCCGAGUCGGGCAGCCAUGUGCUGCCUGUCAAUGGGUCCAUGGUUCCCGGCGACUUGCAUGAUGUUGCUGCAGCCCUCUAUGCCCGCAAGCGCUUGCGUUGCACAAUGCCAUGGACGGGUGAUCGGAUGGUCCUCAUCUUGUUCUCGGGCGGCGAUGUUACUGCCAAAGUCAAAGGAGUGCCCCUUGAUAGUCUCAUGUUCCUUGAUGUUUUCUGCGGUACGGGGGGCCUCUGUGCCUCACUUCGGCAAUUGGGCAUGAAGCUAAGUGUCGGUUUUGACCGUCACGCGCAGCGUGGUUGCAAGUGCCCUGUUGUCUCCCUGGACCUCACGAAGCCAGGAUCGCGGGCCAUUCUCCUUGACCUUCUUCAACAGCCUCACGUUGUUGCCUGCCACUUGUCCCCACCUGUCACCACAAGCUGCGGUGGUUUGCAGGGCCCGCGUUCGGGCGGGCUUCGCAAUGCAACGCACCCUGAAGGUGUGCCUGGUCUGCAAGGUACUGACCUAGAGUUAGUCCAGGGCGCCAACGCACUUUUUGCCUUGUGCGCCGAAGUUUGGCACAUCUGUUGGAGCCAUGGGGUCUUUUGCUCCAUUGCUCACCCGAGUAGAUCCAUUAUGUGGCUCAGUGCGUCACUUCGCUCCUGUCAGUCUACGCCUUUCCUCUCCACUUCUUUGCACCAAUGCAUGUUUGGCUCCUACCGGAGAAAGGCCACUCGCCUUUUGCACACGGUUCCCUACUUGCAAAAGCUCGGUGUAACUUGUGAUGGCGGACACGAUCAUGAACCGUGGCGAUCCCCUGCACAAAAUCGCAUGAAGGAUGGCGGUCUUCCUCCGCUACUGUGCAAGACUUUUGCCCAGGCACUUGUGGAUCAGCUCGUUGCGUGCGGUGCGCGCGCCCCGGCGUGCUCUUUUGCAAAUGCCACCCUGUCGCUCUCCCUGGGCGCUCGUGUUGCUACUGCGACGCAACCCUCGGGUCGCAAGAUCCCUCCACUGGUUCCCGAGUUUGCCCGCACAGUCAAGUUGGCAGGCCCAGCCGAUCAGCUGCCGUGCACCUCAAAGACCAAGCUAGUGUCGGCGUGGGCGGAUCCAAGUGUCUCCGAGCCAGCCCUGUAG
This is a messenger RNA of Symbiodinium sp. CCMP2592, 2352 nucleotides long. The record is from the annotation of a GenBank genome assembly. Lineage: Eukaryota; Dinophyceae; Suessiales; Symbiodiniaceae.